AAUGAUGAGCCAAGGCCGAUCCUUAAAUUUGAAGCAAAAAAGUCAAAACUAAUAGAAAAAUGCUCAAAAUACAAGGCUAGCAAUGACAGUUUAGCAUCAAAAAAAUCAUCUGGGGGAUCAGAAAAGCAAAAAGCUGGCAAAUCUUCGAAAAAGUCUAAAGAAGUGUCAAAUGAAGAUCUUACAGAAGACAAACAAUCUCCUCGCACGGAUGUACUGCUUUUGGAAGAUAGAGAGAAGAAACAACCACCAAAUAAAGACAAAAAAUCUAAAAAGUCUUCUUCAAAUACUGAUACAAAGCAAAAAGAACUAAAGAAGAUAACAAGGAAGGAAAAAUUAGACGAGCAAACAGUUGAUUUACCAACGGAGAAAACUAAAAUCGAAGUAGAGACAAAAGCUUCUAAAGCUCCUAAAAAGUCAAAACUUAAGAUUGCUUCUUUUUCUAGAAAGAAUAAGAAUGAACAUGAAAUCCAGAUGGAUGGUGGAUAG
This is a messenger RNA of Protopolystoma xenopodis, 486 nucleotides long. The record is from the annotation of a GenBank genome assembly. Lineage: Eukaryota; Metazoa; Platyhelminthes; Monogenea; Polystomatidea; Polystomatidae.